This is a messenger RNA of Fonsecaea multimorphosa CBS 102226, 1494 nucleotides long. RefSeq lists its product as uncharacterized. NCBI's taxonomy places the organism in Eukaryota, Fungi, Ascomycota, Eurotiomycetes, Chaetothyriales, Herpotrichiellaceae. Gene Ontology annotation, biological process: protein K63-linked deubiquitination. The coding region runs from base 1 to 1494 and encodes 497 amino acids. The transcript has 2 exons. The record is from RefSeq and is a predicted model, not a curated record. Gene Ontology annotation, molecular function: protein binding; metal-dependent deubiquitinase activity; K63-linked deubiquitinase activity. Gene Ontology annotation, cellular component: membrane; endosome.
AUGUCGGCUCUCAGGAUGAGCAGGGGCUCAGUGCCCCCCCCUCGAAAUGUCCAGCAAAUCACCAAAUCCGCUCAAGAGUAUGAAUAUGACGCCGAAAUCCCCCUACGGUACUGGCUUCGGUCUGCGCAAGCGAUGCUAAAACAGGCAGAGGUUUAUAUUCGUGAAGGCGACGAAGAGACGACAUACCUUCUCCUGUUCAGACAUGCCCACCUCAUUCUGUCGCAGUUGCCGGCUCACCCGCAAGCUCGGGACAAAGCGAAUAAACUGCUGUUAAAAGAGGCAGAGAAAGAAGUCAACGCAAACUUCAAGGUCCUGGACCUGCUGAAGCCCCGAAUCAACGAACGGUACGAGCGUUACGUCAAACUCAAAAUAGAGAGCGAGGCAAGGCGAAGCGCACAAGCGCAGGACCAGUAUGCCAGUGACCCUGCGAGUCUACGGCCGGCCCAGACACAAAGACCCCAACAACUCCAGGCACAUGAAAACAAGGAGCUAGCAGUCAGACUCUUGCAAAAGGAGAAUUCUAGAAGAGCCGCGAGUCGACAGGCGACGCAGACGUCUGGGAACGAUGCAGAGGACUUGUCCCGAAGGCUGCAGGAAAUUCGAGCCCGAGUUGAAGGGAGGUCAAAUUUCUCUUUGCAGGGUACCGAACGCCGGCCGCUUGCAUCUAUGGGCAGCAACGUGACAUAUCAGUAUCCGAGUAUCCCUGCCCAUCAUAAUCAGCCCGUGCUGAGUUCUCCAUUACCUCACGUACUAUCUCCCAGCGUGCCAAAGGGAAUUCCAGUAUUACCUCCAGCACUACCACCGAAACCUGGCAGCAGUGUCGCGGUGGUGCCGCCUCGUCCUGAAAAGUUGACAGAACAGCAGCCUGCAGCAAGAACACAGACACCAGAACCGGUGCACAUCUUUGCUCCUGCAGCCUAUCUCGAGAAUGGCACACCAUUACGGACCAUAUUCCUUCCGCCAACCUUGCGGACAACUUUUCUGCGACUGGCUCACAAAAACACGUUGGCCAAUUUGGAGACGUGCGGGUUCCUUGGUGGGACGCUGAUCGCCAACGCCUUCUUCAUUAGUCGUCUCAUUAUUCCCUCGCAAACGGCAACAUCGGAUACGUGUGAGAUGACAAAUGAAUCACAGCUCUUUGACUAUGUGGAUUCGGAGGAUCUUAUGAUCCUUGGCUGGAUACAUACACAUCCUACCCAGACGUGUUUUAUGAGCAGCCGAGACUUGCAUACUCACGCGGGAUAUCAGAUGAUGCUGGCAGAGAGCGUGGCCAUUGUGUGUGCUCCGAGCAAGGGAGACACAACUCACGGUGGCGACUGGGGAGUAUACCGUCUAACCGAUCCUCCAGGGAAGAAGACCAUUCUCAGCUGUGAACAGCCGGGAAUCUUCCAUCCGCACAAUGUUGAGAAUAUCUACACUGACGCGCUCCGACCUGGACACGUCGUGGAGGCGAAAGGGAUGGAAUUUGAGGUGGUGGAUCUUCGAGAUAAGUGA